Molecule: messenger RNA, 6969 nt
Organism: Apus apus (common swift)
Lineage: Eukaryota; Metazoa; Chordata; Aves; Apodiformes; Apodidae
Gene: TRIM2
Product: tripartite motif containing 2
Exons: 12
Coding region: 448-2694 (748 amino acids)
Biological process (GO): protein polyubiquitination; negative regulation of translation; proteasome-mediated ubiquitin-dependent protein catabolic process
Molecular function (GO): protein binding; ubiquitin protein ligase activity; zinc ion binding
Source: RefSeq, a predicted model, not a curated record
UUUGCUGCAGUCUUUCUACACAGGCUGAGUGAGAAAAAGAGAUGCUUAAAUAAAGAUUGAUUGGUUUGAAUCCCGAAGGGGUCUCCCCUUGUGAAUGACCUGAGGGGGGAAAAAAAAAUAAUUCAUGACGACUUCACUGGGCCUCCUCUCAUUCUUCCAUUUUUCUUUCCACCUGUCCUCUUCGUGGAAUGGAGCAACAUUGCUUAGAGCACAAAAUAUAUUGUGCGUCUAGUAACGACUGUGCUGUGAUAGGGAUUCUUAAACAGUUUUAUGCGUGAGGCUUGAAAUAUUAACAGAUGAUGGUGUGUUCGUUUGGAUUACUGCGGAACUGCAGCUCCAUCCCUGCAAGGAUUUUAUCCUCAGCACUGCACUGAUUAAGCUAUUUUUCUACAAAGAUGGCAUUGUGCAGGGUAGAAGGGAGCAGGACCCAUAUGUCAGUGGUCUAGGAUGGCCAGUGAAGGCUCCAACAUCCCAAGUCCUGUGGUCCGUCAGAUUGACAAGCAGUUUCUGAUUUGCAGCAUAUGCCUGGACCGUUACAAGAAUCCCAAAGUACUUCCCUGCCUGCACACGUUUUGUGAGAGGUGCUUACAGAAUUACAUUCCAGCCCAUAGCUUAACCCUUUCUUGCCCCGUGUGCCGCCAGACCUCUAUUCUGCCAGAGAAAGGGGUUUCUGCACUCCAGAACAACUUCUUCAUCACCAACCUGAUGGAUGUCCUGCAACGAACGCCGGACAACAGCAUUGAAGAGUCGUCCAUCUUGGAGACUGUCACUGCUGUUGCUGCGGGCAAACCACUCUCCUGCCCCAAUCAUGAUGGAAGUGUGAUGGAGUUUUAUUGCCAGUCCUGCGAGACCGCGAUGUGCCGGGAGUGUACAGAGGGAGAACAUGCAGAGCAUCCCACAGUACCACUCAAGGAUGUGGUGGAGCAACACAAGGCUUCCCUCCAAGUCCAGUUAGAUGCUGUCAACAAAAGGCUUCCAGAGAUCGACUCAGCACUUCAUUUUAUAUCUGAAAUCAUACACCAGUUAACCAACCAAAAGGCUAGCAUUGUAGAUGACAUUCAUUCCACUUUUGAUGAACUCCAGAAGACUUUAAAUGUGCGAAAGAGCGUGCUGCUUAUGGAACUGGAAGUGAAUUAUGGCCUUAAACACAAAGUCCUCCAGACACAGCUGGAUACCUUACUUGAAGGACAAGAAAGCAUUAAAAGUUGCAGCAACUUUACAGCCCAAGCCCUCAACCACGGCACUGAGACAGAAGUUCUGCUGGUGAAGAAGCAAAUGAGCGACAAGCUGAACGAACUGGCCGAGCGGGACUUCCCAUUGCAGCCACGUGAGAAUGAUCAGUUGGACUUCAUCGUGGAAACAGAAGGCCUGAAGAAGUCCAUCCACAAUCUGGGAACUAUUUUAACCACCAAUGCUGUUGCCUCUGAAACAGUUGCCACAGGUGAGGGACUGAGGCAGACAGUGAUCGGACAGCCCAUGUCUGUUACCAUCACAACUAAGGACAAAGAUGGGGAGCUCUGUAAAUCUGGGAAUGCUUACCUCACUGCUGAACUGAGCACACCUGACGGGAGUGUGGCGGAUGGAGAAAUACUUGACAACAAAAAUGGCACUUACGAAUUUUUGUAUACUGUUCAGAAAGAAGGAGACUUCACUUUGUCACUGAGACUUUAUGAUCAACAUAUCAAGGGCAGCCCAUUCAAACUUAAAGUGGUCAGAUCAGCAGAUGUGUCCCCUACAACUGAAGGUGUUAAGAGGCGUGUUAAAUCUCCUGGCAGUGGUCACGUGAAACAGAAAGCUGUGAAAAGACCUGCAAGCAUGUACAGCACUGGCAAAAGAAAAGAGAAUCCCAUUGAAGAUGAUUUGAUCUUCAGAGUAGGCACCAAAGGAAGAAACAAAGGGGAAUUUACAAAUCUUCAAGGUGUAGCAGCAUCUACAAAUGGAAAAAUAUUAAUAGCAGACAGUAACAACCAGUGUGUGCAGAUAUUUUCCAAUGAUGGUCAGUUCAAAAGCCGUUUUGGCAUACGAGGAAGGUCUCCUGGCCAGUUGCAGCGGCCAACAGGAGUGGCUGUGCAUCCCAGUGGUGACAUCAUUAUUGCAGAUUAUGAUAACAAAUGGGUUAGCAUAUUCUCAUCAGAUGGAAAAUUUAAGGCCAAGAUUGGAUCUGGAAAGCUCAUGGGCCCUAAAGGUGUUUCUGUGGAUCGCAAUGGACACAUCAUUGUAGUGGACAAUAAAGCAUGCUGUGUCUUCAUCUUCCAGCCAAAUGGGAAAAUAGUCACCAGGUUCGGUAGUCGAGGAAAUGGUGACAAGCAGUUUGCAGGUACACUUGAUGGUCCUCAUUUUGCAGCUGUAAACAGCAACAAUGAAAUUAUUAUUACAGAUUUUCAUAACCAUUCUGUCAAGGUAUUUAACCAGGAGGGAGAAUUCUUACUGAAGUUUGGAUCAAAUGGAGAAGGAAACGGACAAUUUAAUGCACCUACUGGAGUAGCUGUAGAUUCUAAUGGAAAUAUUAUCGUAGCAGAUUGGGGAAACAGCCGAAUACAGGUUUUUGAUGGAAGUGGAUCAUUUCUAUCCUACAUUAACACCUCUGCUGACCCACUUUAUGGUCCCCAAGGCCUGGCCCUUACUUCAGAUGGCCACGUUGUAGUUGCAGACUCUGGAAAUCACUGCUUCAAGGUCUAUCGAUACUUACAGUAGCAAUGAGCUCUGGAGCUGGAUUAAUCACAUACCCUUAAGAAAAGACUGGUCCUAGAGAUCCAAUGCAGGAUGUCUCCUACUUUGAAUUAAUUUUUAAUAAUGAAGGAGUCUCUUCUGGACUUCUUGUGUUAAUUUCCAAACUUACCUUGUUUACAUAAAACUUGCACCUCCUACGUUUCUCACUGAACUUUUUGUUGUAAGGGUUAAUACACAGAAUCAUCUUUAACUGAAUUCAUGAGGACAAUGUGAUACUAAGUGCAAACUGCAACUUAUGGAACUGGAAUUAACUAAUUAGGCAAAAAUGUGAAAAAUUUGGGAAAAGCUUUUUGAAGACUGCGAAGAGCAGCUCCUGCUCAGAGCUUCCAAAUUAGAAGAAAUAUCAUUGUUAUGCAUUAUUUAACCCAGAGGUGAUCCUGGGAAUCUUCUAGAUCUCAUUAUCAUGGUAGGUAUUACACUUUUAACAUUCUUCAGUCUUACUAUCUAUAACAAGUAGGCCCUUUUAGUAUAAGGUUAAGUCUCACAAAACCCGCCUAGCUCUAACUGUUAGACCUAACACAGCUCAAUGUUUAGCACUCCGAGAAUCAAUGCAAAUUCCCUACUCAUGUGGGAUUAAUGAAGGAUUGUUUCAUGUGCUUGUUUUUUACUCUUCCUCUUGCUCAAUGUGGUGGAAGGAAUUUGCAGAGACCUGACAUUCUAAAGCUCUGAAAACACUUAAUUGUAGUGAUACAUUAGUGAAAGCUGAAUUUCUGUAUAACAACAGACCUUCUGACACCAAACUAGUUCAUUAGGAUCAGGGUUAUUACAAUGUCAACUCAAUUAACCUCAUGUAUGCCACUCUUUCCUAUGUGUUCAUUGCCAUGUCUCCUUAAGGCAACUCAUUAUAUUAAUCAAUAAAAUAAAAUGCAGCAUCACACAGGACAGAAAGCCAGAGAGGUACCCCUAUGGAGGACCUACAUUAUACAACCAAAGGAACUAUGGUGAACAGAGGUUGUAUAGGAAAGCCAAGGGUUACCAAAGCUGUUUGUUUUUACAUGAGAAAAAAAUGCAUUACAAAUACAAAUGAAUUUGAACCAAUUCCUGAAGUCCUUCAUCAAAGGGAAUUUUGUUAGAGAACAAAAUAAGGACUGUGAGAUUUGUUCCAAUUUGCUUGUAUGUAUGUGUGACUGAUUGACACAAAAAUAAAAAUAAAAAAGUAAAUGUAGGUUAUUUCAGCAAACUGGAACAUUUGUAUGCCAUGUGAAAAUGGCAGUACUAUGAAAACUGUCCCUCCUUCUUCCUGCCGGAUCUCUUUACUGUGUUUUUUGUUGAAGUAUUAAUUUAAUUGGAAAUGCUUACAAUCAUACAACUUGGUUCUGUUUGUAAUUUUUGGUUUUGUUGUUUUGUUUUUUUUUUAAAUGUUAACUUCUCCUUUUUAAAGUAGCAUUGGCUUUGUUCUUUUUUUCUAAAUCAAAUUAUCAAAGGAUAAAUUGCUACUGUAGCCUAAUAUAGAUAGAGUGGUGCUCACUCUUAAACCUCGCUGGAGGAGCUGGUGAGGUUGCUGCCAAUGCCUACAAUUGUCUGGGAAGUACUGUCUGUCUUUUCUGAUUUUUACGGCCUUGAAACAAAACGGCACUGGGUCAGGAACAUGGGGAGUAUGUUAAGAAUGUUUGCAAAAUCGAAAGAAAUAUCUGUUAAAUUACUUGUUAAAAGUAUUUGUCUUAUUUCUAAAAGUUUAAGGUUGUUGUUUCAAUUAAUUUGAGAAAAACUAAUGGUUUUGGGUUUUUUUGGUUUUGGGUUUUUAUUUUUUAAAGUUGUAAAAACAAAGACCCCCAAAUUCUUAAAUGCGGAGUUUGUCUGUUCUGGAUUACUGUUUCUUAAAUUAUGUUUUCUCUUCUUUCCCUUAUUUAUUUUUCACACAUAGAGCAAAUUUUCAAAUUCUUGUGCAAAUAAAAGUUUCCUUAUGUCAUUGGCAUAGAUAUUUUGAGUAUUCAGCUUAAGGUUUGGACUAUAUAAUGCAGCUAAGAAACCUGUAGUAACUUUUUUGAGAUGAUAAAAAGCAAGUCUGUUAUUACUAAGAGAACAAAAUAUCCUCUGCUUGAACUGAGUUUGUCCUAAAAUACUGAAAGUGAUAUCUCAGUCAUUACACAAUAAACUAUCCUAUCAAAAAUUAAGAGUUGUAGAUCAGAUUUUCUGAUGUUCAAGUAAUUUUCUUCUAAGUGUCCUUAUUAGCAACCUUCAGGCAAACAAACAAUUUCUGACAUUAGAAUGCCCUUAAAUGGCUAAUUUACCAAUGAAGAAAAGGUACAUAGCAUUUUAGCUGUCAGUUAUGAAUACUAUUAAUCAAAUCUAGCUCCAAAUUUGGAUUUUUAUCAUAACAUUUUACUAAAUUUGCAUGGCUUCCACUCAGGAAACAUUGCCAAAUUUUCUGUUGCCAGGAGCUCUGAGAAACACAGAAAUCAGACCCUAACUAUAUAUUGAAACAUAUACUUAAGAUUGUACUAUUCCAUGUAUACACUUCUCUUCAAAAGAUUUUCAGUCCCUUUGGCUCAGUAGUGUUUCCCAGGGUUUUAUACAACCUAUGUCAACCGAGAGCAUCCUGAUAAUUCUGCACACAACCCCCUUAAACCAAGCUGACAGCUAUUAGGGAUGUGGAUUUUUCCUUAAGAUUGGUCUUUUGGAUUUUCUGACAUUAUUGAAGUUUCAGACAUUAUCACCAGAGCAGCUCUUGCUCUGCCAAAAAAUGGUUCUAAUGCAGAGUUCCUUCAGAUAGCAAAUUUCAAAUAGCUACAAUUUCAAAUUCAGUGGCAUAAGGGAAUUCCUUUCCCGGGUCAGACCUUAUCUGCGAGGCACCUGGAAACAGAGAAACACAUUGCUUUUAUGGUGUGCUUCUGAAGCCAAUUUAGCUAAAAUGCUUGGCUGACAAACCUUACGAACAGCAACCAAAGCAGAAAUUUUAUUCUAAAAAGCUGACAGAUUAAUUUAUCCUCCAAUUAAGUGAACAUUAAAAUUGCACUGCUUGCUUUGCUGGUUUGUUUGCAUUUAUUAAAGGCAUUCUGCUGCCAGAUUUUGGGUAUAACCAAACGUUCCCUUGACUUCCCUGGAAUGCUAAUUGACUAGCAGCAUGAAUGGUGAAAGUAUGUGCUUAAUUUAACUAAUCUUCAACUCAGAAGUAAUCUCAAAAAGUUAUGAGAUCUUGUGUAUUUUGGAGCAUUUUAGGACAAACUAGCCAACUGUAUUUUCAUUGUUUUGUGAAUGGAAUAAAAGGACCAGUUCAGAUAAAUCCAACAUAAACAGUAGGGGAUUUUUACACAGGCUAAACCAGCAGCAAUGUAGCUGAAAAAGGAAAAUGGUUUAAGAAAGUAUUUGCCUAAUGUAGAUGGAGAGUUAUUUAUGAGUAAAUGCUCUAUUGUUCUGUAAAAGCUAGAGGGUUUUCAAUUUUAUGUCAGUAUUUUUUAUAACUAAGGAUCUAGUGUUGCCAUAAUGAGAACUACAAGUGCCCAAUAUGUUGUGUUUGCUAUAAAGAAAUGACUUUUGGUUGUGGGUGACAGCUAGUUAUGAAAUCAUGAUGUACAUUGAAAACUUACUGCAGGAAUUGUAAGCAGUGAUUGUUUUGGCCUGUUUGUAAAGAGUGUGUGAAAGGUAUUUGUGCUACGGAGUAGGAAGAUUUCUAACAGGUUGUGUUAUUCUGAUGAAUGUACAGCACUUCGGUUGAUGUUUGUGAGCAGCACAGCCUUAACCCUGACACUUUUGCUUUGGCUUUAUGACAUGGGAAUGUUCCCUAUGCUGCACAGUGUAUGGCAGUACCCCCUGUUAGAAAUCUCUACCAAUUGAUACGCUGCAGCUUUCCAGUUCUAGGAGUAAGUCUGUAAUUUUUCUUUAUUUUUUAAAAAGUUUUUGUACAUUCCAUCUUUCUAAGUCAAUCUCAUAUGUUUUGUGUAUAUGUAAGCCUUGCACUCUUUUGACACUCAUACUGAAAUAUUCUUCUCACUUGUUUUUCUUUUUGUUGUUGUUGUUUGUUUUUUGUUGUAAUUUUUGGUUCUUUUUCAGUCCCUGUGAGGCUAAAUACAAACUUUGUCUCCUUAAGGUCAAGGAUGAAAGAUGCACAUCAAAGUGUUUGUGUGUGUGCGUGCGUGUGUAGUUUUAGCUUCCUGUGUGCCACGGUAAUCUUGAUGCUUUAGCCGACGAUUAAAAGAAAAUUACUCUGUCUUGGAAAUGUAGGAAAACCAGAGUCAAAUGUGUACAUUUACCACGCACAAAAAUUCCAAAUAAUAAAAAUAAAGCUUGUUUCCUCUGUUA